UUCGAUGUCAAAGGCUCUGUUGUUUCUCUCUUUUUCUCUCAGAUCCCAAAAUGCCGAGCCAAGUGUUUGAAGAAAUGUUCAGAUAAUCAAAAGCCCUCUCUCUCUGGCCGGUGAGGUUACAGUCAAAUGGACAAGAAGGGUAACAUCCUGAUGCAAAGGUACGAGCUUGGGCGAAUGCUUGGGCAGGGCACCUUCGCUAAGGUCUACCAUGCCCGGAACCUCAGAACCAACCAGAACGUUGCCAUUAAGGUGAUCGACAAGGAGAAGAUCCUAAAGGUGGGCCUCAUCGAUCAAAUCAAGCGAGAGAUAUCCGUUAUGAGGCUUGUCCAACACCCAAACGUGGUUCAGCUGUACGAGGUCAUGGCAAGCAAGACCAAGAUCUAUUUCACCAUGGAAUACGUUAAAGGUGGGGAGCUCUUCAAUAAAAUUGCAAGAGGGAAGCUUAAAGAAGAUGCAGCACGCAAAUACUUCCAACAAUUGAUCGGUGCCGUCGAUUUCUGCCAUAGCAGAGGUGUUUACCACCGUGAUCUCAAGCCGGAAAAUCUUCUCCUGGACGAGAAUGGAAACCUAAAAGUCACCGAUUUCGGACUCAGCGCCCUCGGCGAGUCCGUCUGGAACGACGGUCUCCUCCACACAACGUGUGGAACACCGGCGUAUGUCGCACCGGAGGUCAUCAACAAGAAGGGUUAUGAUGGUGCCAAGGCAGAUAUAUGGUCCUGUGGUGUCGUGCUGUUUGUGCUAUUGGCAGGGUAUCUACCAUUCCAAGAUUCAAACCUCAUGGAAAUGUAUAGGAAGAUAAGUAAAGGAGAAUUCAAAUGCCCCAACUGGUUCUCAUCAGAGGUUCGAAAGCUUCUUUCAAGAAUUCUAGAUCCCAAUCCUCAUACAAGGGUAACAAUUGCUAAGAUUAUGGAGAAUCCAUGGUUCAAGAAGGGAUAUAAACCAGUGGAGCACCCACAACCACAAGAAGAAGAGGAGGACAAGAUAGCUAUUGACGUUCAGAAGGCAUUUUCUCAAGACUCCACCACCGAUCAUGCUAGUUCUUCUUCUUCUUCUAAGAAGAAAGAAGGGACAACAUACCCCAUGAAACCAACUUGUAUGAAUGCGUUUGAUAUCAUAUCUCUGUCUCAAGGGUUCGACCUAUCUAGGCUUUUUGAGAAGGACAAGAAUCACAAGCCAGAGUCUCGGUUCACAUCGAUGAAGCCGGCAUCGGCAAUUGUGUCGAAAUUAGAAGAGAUUGCAGAGAAUGAGAGCUUUAAGGUGAAGAAGAAGGAUGGGUUGGUGAAGUUACAGGGGAACAAGGAAGGGAGGAAGGGACAACUAUCCAUAAACGCUGAAAUCUUCGAGGUUACACCAUCGUUCCACAUGGUGGAAGUGAAAAAGGCGUCAGGGGAUACAUUGGAGUAUCACGAGUUCUGUAACCAGGAAUUGAAGCCUUCCCUAAAGGAUAUCGUAUGGGCUUGGCAAGGAGGGGAACAACCACCGCAUCAACUGCAUCAACCACAACCUGCUUAGUAGUUAAGGGUUGGAGUAUUGGAAGGGCU
Telopea speciosissima is the source of this 1541-nucleotide messenger RNA. RefSeq names its product CBL-interacting protein kinase 5-like. The transcript has a single exon. Gene Ontology annotation, molecular function: ATP binding; protein kinase activity. Gene Ontology annotation, biological process: signal transduction; protein phosphorylation. The record is from RefSeq and is a predicted model, not a curated record. Bases 127 to 1512 code for a protein of 461 amino acids. NCBI's taxonomy places the organism in Eukaryota, Viridiplantae, Streptophyta, Magnoliopsida, Proteales, Proteaceae.